Messenger RNA from Ogataea philodendri, 2277 nucleotides. RefSeq lists its product as uncharacterized. Gene Ontology annotation, biological process: intracellular signal transduction; protein phosphorylation. The transcript has a single exon. Gene Ontology annotation, molecular function: ATP binding; protein serine/threonine kinase activity. Lineage: Eukaryota; Fungi; Ascomycota; Pichiomycetes; Pichiales; Pichiaceae. The coding region runs from base 1 to 2277 and encodes 758 amino acids. The record is from RefSeq and is a predicted model, not a curated record.
AUGGCAUCCAACGACAGAAAACCUGGUGUUUCGUCGCUGACAAAGCUCAUCAACGAGCAGAAGGAACAGCCGUCGGUGUCAAACGGCGUCAGAAUCAAUGCCACAGAGAUUCAUCCAAGCGAAAGCGACCACCAAAAGACCAUAACAACCACCAUUUCUCUGGAGGGCCUUUCUACCGAAACCUCAUACACGCCGGAUUAUCCUGAAUCGACGUCGCAAGUCCAGGUCUCUCCAAAACCAAUAGUAUCAUCAUCGCAUCACUCCUUUGCAAAUAGACCCGAGAAUCUACAACUAAACACUGGCGGGUUGCCCGGAUCUCUGGCAAAUGCUAUUCCAUACAGUGCGCCCGGCGGACGCACCUCUGCAUUAUCAUCGUCUGCGGCCACUCCGACCUCGAGUUUCGUUGGCUCGCCGGUCGUGAAUUUGGCUAAUGGUCAAUUGAUUUCGGCAACUCACAUCUCGUCACCUGCAAUUUCGUCACCAAAGCAGCUUGAGCCUCGAUUUAUCAUUUCCAAACAAAAGGUCCAGCAGGUUCAGGAGGCCCGUGCAGCCGCCGUUGCUGCGUCCAACCCGUUAAGCUCCUCCAGGUCCAACACGUCGCUGGUGAAUUUCUUCUCCAAGUCCAGAAGAAGCACCGCCGCAACAUUAGACCAGUUCUCUUCUUCUCCCCAGCAAGAUGUCACCGGACAAUCUCCUUCGUCACAGUCCAGCACUGAAAGUAUUUCCACCACUGCGAACACGCCGGGCUCCCGCCACUCGUCCAUGGCCGACCUCAGACGGUUUUUCCGCAAAUCUGCAUCUUUGAACAACAACGGCCAAAUGAGCGUGCCGAGAACCUCCAAUUUGAGUGCCGGUCUCAGUGUGCAGAGACAGGGCUCCAUCUCGUCGAUUCCUCAGAUGACUACAGCCACUCCUUCAUCCAGCGUGACUUUCAACGCUCCAACAUUUGGUGGCUCCGAAACGAUUCCAUCAUCUCCAUUACCAGAUUACAGCACUUCUCCGUUGGAUUUCAGCAAAAGAGUUUCUUCAUCUCCAAGCUUGUCCAGCCCUGCAACCUCCUACUUGAACAGCGUUCCUGGAACGCUGUCUAUUGGAGGCAAUACUACUCCUCAGAUCCCAUUCAGCAAGAGAUACAGCAAGUUUGGAGAGAGUUUGGGAGCAGGGGCUGGAGGACAGGUCCGACUCGUCAAGAGAAUAUCCGACUCCAAGGUCUUUGCUGUGAAAGAGUUCCGGGCCAAGUACCAACACGAAUCGCGCAGAGAAUACACCAAGAAAAUCACCAGCGAAUACUGUAUCGGUUCUGCUUUGAAACAUCCAAACAUUAUAGAGACUAUUGAGAUUUCGUACGAGAACGAGAGAAUCGUCCAGGUGAUGGAGUACUGCGACUUCGAUUUGUUUGCCAUUGUGAUGUCCAACAAGAUGAGUCCCGAGGAGGUGAACUGCUGUUUCAAGCAGAUCCUGAACGGUAUUAGAUACAUUCAUUCGAUCGGUUUGGCACACAGAGACCUGAAGCUGGACAACUGUGUGAUCUCGAAGGAGGGAAUUGUCAAGAUCAUCGACUUUGGAUCUGCUGUCGUGUUUCAGUAUCCGUUCUCCAACACGUUAAUCGAAGCUCAGGGAAUUGUUGGAUCUGACCCGUAUUUGGCUCCGGAAGUCUGUGUGUUCAACAAGUACGACCCCAGACCGGUGGAUAUCUGGUCCACGGCCAUCAUCUACUGCUGUAUGAUGCUCAAGAAGUUCCCAUGGAAGGUUCCGAAACUAUCUGAUCCGAGCUUCAAGCUGUUUGCUUCCAGAGAGCCGGGAGUCACUUUUGGUAAUUUGCUAAGACGGGUUCCAGAGCCGCCAAAUUACUCCGACCUGGACGCCCAUCCAGAAGAAAAGGACAAGGGACGACACCAAGAGGAACUGAACUCGGUGCCGCAGCCCGACGAGAUACCAACGCCGCCUCCUUCCACCUCGAACUCCAACGAGGCCUCCGAGGGAGACGAUCCAUUGAAGCACACCUCGAACCUGAUGGGCGAGCAGCGGCUGUUGAACGCGCUGCAGCCGGAUUGCCGUCCGCUGAUCGGUAAGAUGGUGUCGCUUGCUCCCGCGUGUCGUAUUUCGAUCGACGAGUGUUUCAACGACCCGUGGUUGCAGUCUGUUCAGAUGUGCACCAAGGUGCCGGAAGGACCGUCGUACAAGCUUGUUCCGUGCCUGGACCACGAGCACACGCAGGUGGAGCAGAGCAUGGCACACAUUGCCAUGUUGGAGAGGAAGAAGAAGGGCCGCAAAUAA